AUGGAAGACAGAGGCUUGACACAGCAAGAAGAAACAAGAGGCAGAAAAGAGGUGGAUGACUGGAUGAAAGUGGCCCAUAUACACAAUGCUUGUGUUAUAAACACUUUGUUGGGCUGAGAACUUGAGCACAGAUUUAUGACAUGUACUCUAUAUGCUGUUUUCUUGCAGACGAUAAAACUAACUUCAGGCGUGUGGUACUGGAAAGAUGAUACUAACACACUUGAAUUUGCAAGCUCCAAUCCAGCAGCUGAGGAAAACCAUAAGGAAGGGAAAAAUACUCACUUUCAGGAAAUGCGUGUCAAGACAUUAAAGAGUAUUUUCCAAGAUGACUGCAGUGCAACACUCCCUGAAAGAAGGCUGACUGACAGAGAAGGAAAAUUGCAUAGGGGGGCAGAAUGGCUACAACAUGAAUAUGUGACUCUGGAUGAUGUAAAACAUGCUGCUUUGCUUUUGAGAAAAGCAAAUGAGUCACAACACAUGUUAUCAUUUGCAGCAGUUAUGAGGAAUGAGAAACUAGAUGAGUUCCUCAUGGCCCUGCUCUUCUACUUGUCUUUUUACCUGGAAAAAAUUGCCCUGGAAAAGAAAUACAGAUCCUUGAUUUCGACUACGAUAUUUUUAGAGAACAGAGAAAUGGACGACGUGUUGGCAAAGUUAGAGGUGGCCAGGAUUCACCUUGCCAAGAUGUAUGGUAACCUUAUCCUCCAACGAGGCAUGGCAGAGCAGCGCCACAAGCCUAGUGGAGAGAGAAGAACCACGUUGCAGAAAGAUCGGCGCUUCUUUGAGGGCCUCUGCAACUUCUGCAGCUAUGUGGCUUGGCUUGUGUUCAGACGGAAGCACUUCCGAGUGAUUCGGGAAGAAAUCAGCAGGCUUCUUUUCCUCGACGUGUUCAAUCCCACCUUAAGUGACAAGAACAAUGUUAGAUUGCAGAAAGCAGGAGACUGGACUGCUGCUGCAAAUGCCAUGCAAUUGCCGUAUCUGAGAAAAGUCCGUGCCAAGCAUCCUCCCGUUAGCAGCAUGGUUCACCAGCGCUCGCCAGUGCUCAGCACGCUGCUGCCCUUACCGAAGGACAGUGCUCAGCACCUCUCCCAGAAACACUUCUCUCGGGGCAGAGACCCUCAACCUGGCACGCGUGAUAGUCUGCCGGACUUCUCCGAAUUGUUCACUACCAAGGUGGGCAUCAUUGGAGCUCAUUGUAGUGAGUUAAAAUCUUUAAUGAGCAUGUCUGAUGGGACAACAGAGGAGGAAGAACAAGAACAGGAAAAAGAACAAGAACACGAACAGGAAAACGAACAAGAAAAAGAAAGAGAACAAGAACAAGGAAGAAUAAGGAGUGUUUUCUCCAUCCUGACAGAUGACCUCCGUUUGCCACCUCUGAGAAACCCCCCGAACAGGCAUAGUACUCAGAGCAAUGUGCUGUCAAGAGCAAUGGCAGAAGGUGACAGAAAUCAGAGCAACUAG
Molecule: messenger RNA, 1458 nt
Organism: Antrostomus carolinensis (chuck-will's-widow)
Lineage: Eukaryota; Metazoa; Chordata; Aves; Caprimulgiformes; Caprimulgidae
Gene: PPP1R36
Product: protein phosphatase 1 regulatory subunit 36
Exons: 11
Biological process (GO): negative regulation of phosphatase activity
Molecular function (GO): phosphatase binding
Source: RefSeq, a predicted model, not a curated record